UUCUGGUGAGACUUGGAGCUCCUUGCCUCGGUAGACAUGAGUGACCCGAGGCAGUCCCAGGAAGAGAAGUACAAGCUUGGCCGGGCCUCUUCAAAGUUCAAGGAUCCUCCCAGGAUCAUGCAGUCGGAUGAUUAUUUUGCUCGCAAAUUUAAAGCCAUUAAUGGCAACAUGGGACCUGCUACUUCUUUAAAUGCCUCUAAUUCCAAUGAGGGUGGGGGUGGGGGUCCAGCUAACAGUACCCCAGCCAUGCCCAAAAUGGGUGUGAGGGCUCGGGUAUCCGAGUGGCCUCCUAAAAAGGACUGUGCCAAGGAGCUGCCCUGCAAGACGCUGUGGGAGAGCCGGCCUCAGCCCGGGUACGAGAGUGUCGUCUCGGCCAUGCAGAACGGACAGCAGCCCCAGGACGAGGGCCAGCAGGACGAGCCACUGGAUCUGGACUUCGUGGAGGCCAAGUAUGCAGUUGGAGGCUUCUUCCCUCAUUCCCCUCAGAGGGGGCUGCACCCCAUCAGACAGAGGAGCAACAGCGAUGUCACCAUCAGUGACAUCGAUGCCGAAGAUGUCCUGGACCAAAAUGCAGUGAACCCCAACACCGGGGCCGCCCUGCACAGGGAGUACGGCAGCACGUCGUCCAUCGACCGGCAGGGCCUGUCUGCAGAGAACUUCUGUGCUGUGCUCCGAGGGUACCGCAUGGAGAACUAUGAUCCCAAAGCAGUGGUCCCUUUCGGGUUCCCCGAGUGCUUCCCCUGUGACCCCGUGAUCUCCCCCAGCCUGCACGCAGCAGCCCAGAUCUCCAGGGGGGAGUUUGUCCGCAUCUCAGGAUUAGACUACGUGGACGGUGCCCUCCUGAUGGGGAGAGACAGGGACAAGGCUUUCAAACGGAGGUUCAAGGCAGAGUCGGUGGAAACCUCCCUCUUCCGAAAGCUACGGACGGUGAAAAGUGAGCAUGAGACGUUCAAGUUCGUGUCCGACCUGGAUGAGAGCCGUCCGGAGAGGGGACGCCCUUGGAAUUGUCAGCGGUGUUUUGCACAUUACGAUGUCCAGAGCAUUCUGUUCAAUAUCAACGAAGCCAUGGCCACGAGGGCUCGUGUGGGGAAAAGGAAAAACAUCACCACUGGGGCUUCUGCAGCCUCCCAGACCCAGGCACCCGCGGGCCAGGCGGCCACCUGCGAGUCCCCCUUGGGAAGCAAGGAGGACCUCAACUCCAAGGAGAGCCUGGAUGUGGACGAGGGGGACGGGAAGAGCAAUGACCUCGUCCUCAGCUGUCCUUACUUCAGGAACGAGACCGGCGGCGAAGGUGACAGGCGGAUCGCGCUGUCUCGGGCCAGCUCGUCCUCCUUUGGAUCCGGGGAGAGCUGCUCCUUUGAGUCCUCCCUGAGCUCUCACUGCACAAACGCGGGCGUCUCGGUCUUGGAGGUGCCCAGAGAAAACCAGCCGGUUCAUAGGGAGAAAGUGAAGCGUUACAUCAUAGAGCACAUUGACCUUGGGGCCUACUAUUACCGUAAAUUCUUCUACGGGAAAGAGCACCAGAACUAUUUUGGAAUAGAUGAAAACCUCGGCCCGGUGGCGGUCAGCAUCCGGAGAGAGAAGGUGGAAGACCCCAAAGAGAAGGAAGGGUCCCAGUUCAACUACAGGGUGGCGUUCAGGACGAGCGAGCUUACGACACUGAGAGGAGCGAUUUUGGAAGACGCGAUCCCCUCCACCGCCAGGCACGGCACUGCACGGGGUCUGCCACUCAAGGAGGUGCUGGAAUACGUCAUUCCCGAGCUCGGCAUCCAGUGUCUGCGCCAGGCCGCCAGCUCGCCCAAGGUCUCGGAGCAGCUGCUCAAGCUGGAUGAGCAAGGGCUGAGCUUUCAGCACAAGAUUGGGAUCCUCUAUUGCAAAGCAGGCCAGAGCACAGAGGAAGAGAUGUACAAUAACGAGACAGCGGGACCAGCUUUCGAAGAAUUCCUUGAUCUUCUGGGCCAGAGAGUACGGCUGAAAGGAUUCAGUAAAUACCGCGCCCAGCUAGACAAUAAAACGGAUUCCACGGGAACUCACUCCCUCUACACCACGUACAAAGACUACGAACUCAUGUUCCACGUGUCCACGUUGCUUCCCUACAUGCCAAGCAACAGGCAGCAGCUUCUGAGGAAAAGGCACAUAGGGAAUGACAUCGUCACCAUCGUCUUCCAGGAGCCUGGAGCACUUCCUUUUACUCCAAAAAGCAUCCGGUCUCACUUCCAGCACGUCUUUGUCAUAGUCAGAGUGCAUAAUCCAUGUACCGAAAAUGUGUGUUACAGCGUUGGGGUUUCCAGAUCAAAAGAUGUGCCACCUUUUGGCCCACCCAUUCCCAAAGGCGUGACUUUUCCAAAGUCAGCAGUGUUCCGGGACUUCCUCUUAGCCAAAGUAAUCAAUGCAGAAAAUGCUGCCCAUAAGUCGGAAAAAUUUCGAGCGAUGGCCACUCGGACAAGGCAGGAGUACUUGAAAGAUCUGGCAGAGAACUUUGUCACAACCGCCACCGUGGACACCUCCGUGAAAUUCAGCUUCAUUACGCUGGGUGCAAAGAAGAAGGAGAGAGUGAAACCGAGGAAGGACGCUCACUUGUUCAGUGUGGGGGCCAUCAUGUGGCACGUGGUAGCCCGUGACUUCAGCCAGUCUGCUGACAUCGAGUGUCUUCUCGGGAUCUCCAAUGAAUUCAUCAUGUUGAUCGAAAAGGACUCCAAGAAUGUCGUGUUCAACUGUUCCUGCAGGGACGUUAUUGGGUGGACAUCCGGAUUAGUGAGCAUCAAAGUGUUUUACGAAAGAGGAGAGUGUAUCCUGCUGUCCUCUGUGGAUAACUGUGCUGAGGACAUACGGGAGAUCGUCCAGCGAUUAGUGAUAGUGACGCGAGGCUGUGAGACGGUGGAAAUGACCUUGCGGAGGAAUGGGCUGGGCCAGCUCGGCUUCCAUGUGAAUUUUGAAGGAAUCGUGGCAGAUGUAGAGCCCUUCGGCUUUGCCUGGAAGGCGGGUCUUCGCCAAGGGAGCCGCCUUGUGGAGAUCUGCAAAGUGGCCGUGGCCACACUGACGCACGAGCAGAUGAUCGACCUGCUGCGGACUUCGGUGACGGUGACGGUGGUCAUCAUCGAGCCCCACGAGGACGGCUCGCCCCGGAGAGGGUGUUCGGAGCUCUGCCGGAUCCCCAUGGUGGAGUACAAGCUGGACAGCCAGGGCACCCCCUGCGAGUACAAGACGCCCUUCCGAAGGAACACCACGUGGCACAGGGUGCCCACGCCAGCCCUGCAGCCCCUGUCCAGAGCCUCCCCCGCGCCCAGCACACCCGACCGGCUGCAGUGCCAGCAGCUUCUGCAGCAGGCCCAGGCCGCCAUCCCGCGCAGCACCUCCUUCGACAGGAAGCUGCCCGAUGGCACCAGGAGCUCACCCAGCAAUCAGUCGUCCUCCAGUGACCCGGGACCCGGCGGGAGUGGACCGUGGAGACCGCAAGUGGCCUAUGAUGGGUGCCAGUCUCCUCUGCUGCUGGAGCACCAGGGCUCAGGCCCUGUGGAGUGUGAUGGAGCCCACGAGCGGGAGGACACAGUGGAAGGAAGCCAACACCCGGAAACCAAAUGGCAUGGCCCACCUUCCAAAGUCCUGAGUUCCUAUAAAGAAAGAGCCCUGCAGAAAGAUGGAAGUUGCAAAGAUUCCCCCAAUAAGCUGUCGCAUAUUGGGGAGAAGAGCUGCUCCAGUCACUCCAGCAGCAACACGCUCUCCAGCAACACCUCCAGCAACAGCGACGACAAGCACUUCGGCUCGGGGGACCUCAUGGAGUCCGACCUGCUGGGGCUGACCUACGUCAAAGGGGCCUCCACCGACAGCGGCAUCGACACGGCCCCCUGCAUGCCCACCACCAUCCUGGGCCCCGUGCACCUGGCGGACAGCAGGUCCCUGACACACAGCCGGGCCGAGCCGUGGGCUGACACCACCGACGUGGGGCCCGAUGACGAGCCAGCCAAGAUGUACACCGUGCAUGGCUACGCGGCCACCGUCUGCACUGGCAGUGCCACCGAGGGCAGCCUGGGCGACCUCAGUGAGAUCUCGUCUCACUCCAGUGGGUCUCACCAUUCAGGAAGCCCUUCGGCACACUGCUCCAAAAACACUGGAUCUCUGGACACAUCCAAAGUCUACAUCGUGUCUCACAGUAGCUGUCAGCAGGUUCCUGGGUCCACAUCUAAGCCCUACCACAGACAAGGGACAGCGAACAAAUACAUCAUUGGCUGGAAGAAAUCAGAAGGCAGCCCCCCGCCCGAGGAGCCCGAAGUGACCGAGUGCCCCGGGAUGUACAGUGACAUGGACCUCGUGUCCGCAGCCACCCAGCACCAGGCAGGGGUGGGAGACGCUGCCGCAGACCCUCAACACGUUCUGUCCAAGGAAGAUUUUCUGAAACUGAUGCUUCCUGACAGCCCCUUAGUGGAGGAGGGGAGAAGAAAGUUCUCAUUGUAUGGGCACCUGUCCCCGAGGAGGUCACUGUACCGCACCCUCUCUGACGAGAGCGUCUGCAGCCAUCGCAGGGGGUCCUCCUUUGGCAGUUCCAGGAGUUCCAUCCUUGAGCAGGCCCUGCCCAAUGACAUCCUGUUCAGCACCACCCCGCCCUACCACAGCACGCUGCCUCCGCGGACCCACCCGGCACCCAGCAUGGGGAGCCUCAGAAAUGAGUUCUGGUUCUCCGAUGGGUCCUUAUCGGAUAAGUCUAAGUGUGCAGAUCCUGGCCUGAUGCCCCUCCCAGACACGGCCACAGGCUUGGAUUGGUCCCACCUCGUGGACGCUGCUCGGGCAUUUGAAGACCAGAGGGUGGCGUCCUUCUGCACCCUGACGGACAUGCAGCACGGGCCGGACUUGGAGGGGGCCCAGGAGCUGCCCUUGUGUGUAGAUCCAGGCCUGGACAUAGCUGGGGAGCGUUCUCCAUCCACUCUGACCGGCAAAGUCAACCAGCUGGAACUGAUUCUUCGACAGCUCCAGACCGACCUUCGGAAGGAGAAGCAGGACAAAGCGGUUCUCCAGGCCGAAGUGCAGCACCUGCGACAGGACAACCUGAGGCUGCAGGAGGAAUCCCAGACGGCGGCCGCGCAGCUGCGGAAAUUCACUGAAUGGUUUUUCAACACCAUUGACAAAAAACCGUAGCCAGUC
Cynocephalus volans (Philippine flying lemur) is the source of this 5136-nucleotide messenger RNA. It is a transcript of the gene SIPA1L2, whose product is annotated as signal induced proliferation associated 1 like 2. Gene Ontology annotation, biological process: regulation of small GTPase mediated signal transduction; activation of GTPase activity. Gene Ontology annotation, cellular component: cytoplasm. NCBI's taxonomy places the organism in Eukaryota, Metazoa, Chordata, Mammalia, Dermoptera, Cynocephalidae. Gene Ontology annotation, molecular function: GTPase activator activity; protein binding. The transcript has 20 exons. The coding region runs from base 37 to 5130 and encodes 1697 amino acids. The record is from RefSeq and is a predicted model, not a curated record.